Suricata suricatta (meerkat) is the source of this 844-nucleotide messenger RNA. It is a transcript of the gene GLRX2, whose product is annotated as glutaredoxin 2. NCBI's taxonomy places the organism in Eukaryota, Metazoa, Chordata, Mammalia, Carnivora, Herpestidae. The coding region runs from base 277 to 687 and encodes 136 amino acids. The record is from RefSeq and is a predicted model, not a curated record. The transcript is spliced from 3 exons.
UAUAAGGUCAGUCUUUAGGAUAGUCUGUUUGAAAUUUGGUGUUCAGAAGUAAGAGUGCACCAGGCUUUAAACACAGUAAAUGUGGUUUAACCAAAUAAUAAAGGACAUUAGGAGGCUAGUUAGAGAAACACAGUCCCUUUUGGUUUUAGUCAACAAGUACUUUGUAAACUGAUAUUUUCUAAUAAGUAAAACUCUUUGUUUCUAUUUCAUAGAUUUGGUUAUAUAUCUGCAUAUCAGGUUUUCAUCAAAUGGAUCUCAUCUGAUAUAUUAUCUUUAAUGUUUAAAGUUGCACUGCCUUUUAAAAUUCUUUUUAGGAUGGGGAACAGCACAUCAUCAUCUUUGGGGAUGUCAGCCACUGCUCCUGUGAAUCAGAUUCAAGAAACAAUUUCUGAGAAUUGUGUGGUGAUUUUCUCAAAAACAUCUUGUGCUUACUGUACAAUGGCAAAAAAACUUUUCCGUGACAUGAAUGUUAACUAUAAAGCGGUGGAAUUGGACAUGCUUGAAUAUGGAAGCCAGUUUCAAGACGCUCUCUACAAAAUGACCGGUGAAAGAACCGUACCAAGAAUAUUUGUCAAUGGAACUUUUAUUGGAGGUGCAACUGACACUCACAGGCUUCACAAAGAAGGGAAAUUGCUUCCACUCGUUCAUCAGUGUUAUUUAAAAAAAAGUAAGAGGAGAGAAUUUUAGUGAUGUAGGUGCUCAUGAUGUUGCUAGUAAAAUGUCAGUGAUUUAAAAUGAUUAUGCCUGAUAAUGCCUUUUAAAUGUUUGAAGAUGUUUUAAAAAUGUAAAUUAUCUUUAUGAGAAAGUUCUAAAACUAAUGAGCAAUAAAUUGUGGAAAUCUUUU